CUUGUUUUGUUGCAGAGGCGUUGGAUACACGCGAAGUUCAAAUAACAUUUGAAAGGAGGCUGAACCGACACAGCAGAAGGAGGAAGUCACCUUUGGAAGUUGAGUGAGGCACACCGGUUCUACCUGACAGUCAAACAGAAGAGAGACAGCCGCCGCGGUGCUGGAAGGAAUAUGGCAAGAAGUGCUGCUGACGGCAACCUGAAGCCACUGCUCACCCAGAACGGACUGAAACGGGAAGAUAUCGACAGGAAUGGCUAUCACAGCAAGAGAGAGAAAAAUGGCCCAGGGACUGGUGUCGCCUCCAGGAAGCACAUGCAGGAGUCCUUUGAACAGGCGCCCAUGUAUGUGGCUGUUAUGACAUACCUGGGCUUUGGCAUUGUCACGUUGUUUGGCUACUUCAGAGACUUCCUCAGAGCUGUGGGCUUAGAGAAGUGCCACCUUGCCCAGGAAAGAGAGGAGCAGAAGGAUUUUGUCCCACUUUAUCAAGAUUUUGAGAACUUUUACACUCGUAACCUGUACAUGAGGGUACGAGACAACUGGAACCGGCCUGUAUGCAGUCUGCCAGGACCUGUCUUUGACCUGAUGGAGAGAGUGUCUGAUGACUACAACUGGACGUUUAGGUUUACUGGCAGGACAUUACACAAUGUCAUUAACAUGGGCUCUUACAACUACCUCGGCUUUGCGGAAAACAACGCUGACUUCCUGAAAACUGUGGCUGAUAAAGUGAAUCAGUACGGUGCUAGCGUUUGCAGCACAAGGCAGGAAAUUGGUAACCUGAGCAUCCACGAGGAGCUAGAAGAACUUGUGGCCAAUUUCCUUGGAGUAGAGGCCUCUAUGACUUACGGGAUGGGUUUCGCCACCAACUCAAUGAACAUUCCAGCACUUGUUGGCAAGGGUUGUUUAAUACUAAGCGAUGAGCUCAAUCACACAUCUCUGAUUUUGGGGGCCAGACUGUCAGGAGCAACUAUUCGAGUUUUCAAACACAACAAUAUGCACAGUCUAGAGAAGAUGCUAAAAGAGGCAGUUUGCUCCGGGCAGCCUCGGACCCACAGGCCCUAAAAGAUCUUAAUCAUGGUGGAAGGCAUCUACAGCAUGGAGGGCUCGGUGGUGCGACUCCCUGAUAUCAUCGCUCUGAAGAAGAAGUACAAAGCGUAUCUGUACCUGGAUGAAGCCCACAGCAUCGGGGCCGUGGGACGAUCAGGGCGGGGCGUGACUGAGCUGUUUAAUGUGAACCCAGCUGAUGUGGAUGUGAUGAUGGGGACCUUCACAAAGAGCUUUGGGGCUGCUGGAGGCUAUAUCGCAGGGAAAAAGGACCUGGUGGACUACCUGCGUUGUCACUCUCACAGUGCAGUAUACUCCUCAGCCAUGUCCCCUCCUGUCACCGAGCAGAUCAUACGUGCCAUGAAGUGCAUUAUGGGAAAAGACGGGAGCACAGAGGGCAUUAGACGGAUCCGCCAACUGGCAGAGAACACCAGAUACUUCAGGGCCAGGCUGAAGGAGAUGGGCUUCAUCAUCUACGGCAAUGAUGACUCACCUGUGGUUCCAGUCCUGCUCUAUAUGCCAGGCAAAGUGGUGGCUUUUGCUCGGGAAAUGCUGGAGAGAAAAAUCGGUGUGGUGGUGGUCGGCUUUCCAGCCACACCGAUUACUGAGGCCAGAGCUCGCUUUUGUCUGUCUGCAGCUCACACCAGAGACAUGCUGAACCAGGUGCUGCACCACAUGAACGAGGUGGGAGACGCUCUCUGUCUGAAGUUCUCACGGCGGAAAUAUUGCUCUCGGCCUGACCUCUGCGAUGAGACAGACUUUGAGCUGGACAGCUGAUAUGACCCCUGACACCUUAACUUCACAGUGUCAAAACUAAGCGUCCACCCCACCGCACUCAUAAACACACAACUCCAGGGUAACACCCAUAUCUCACAGCAGAAGAGGGGCCAAAUGUUUGGCAGCUGCUUUUUAUAUAUUUUCUACCACUUUAUGAUUCAACAGAAUUUGUCCUUCUUUAAAAGACAAGGACUACAGAUGGAAAUUAGCAUGAUGCUAAAUCUGGUGCAGCCAUCUUUUUAAUGUAACUGCACGCUGUCCUUUUUCAAAUAAACUUGAAAGAAAGAAAGAAAGAUAAACUGUAUGAACUCUUGAAAUAUUAUUCCUUAUGGCAUUUAUUAUAUGUAACAUUAUUGUACAAGCAUUGCUGGACUGCUCUCAAACUCACACAUGAUGUAAAAAAGUAUUUUAUUUUUUAUGCAUUGACACAUUGUCAGUUCUGGUUAGACGUUAGGCUCCUCUGGAGUCACAUUUGACGACGGGUUUGAAAUUUUAGAUCACAUUUAUUCAAAUUUUUGUCUAUAUUUAGACAUUAAGAACUUAUUAUGGAAGCAUUUUUUUUGCUUCACAUGAAUUAAUACCAGCUACCAUUAAUUAAAAAUGCUGGUAAUUAUCAGAGAAUAAUAAACAGUUGCUGAGAAUAUAAUGUAAAGAGUUCUGUUUACUUAAUUAAAAGUUUUGUCAAAUGUG
Acanthochromis polyacanthus (spiny chromis) is the source of this 2508-nucleotide messenger RNA. RefSeq names its product serine palmitoyltransferase, long chain base subunit 3 (gene sptlc3). Gene Ontology annotation, biological process: ceramide biosynthetic process; sphingosine biosynthetic process. The record is from RefSeq and is a predicted model, not a curated record. Gene Ontology annotation, cellular component: serine palmitoyltransferase complex. NCBI's taxonomy places the organism in Eukaryota, Metazoa, Chordata, Actinopteri, Pomacentridae. Gene Ontology annotation, molecular function: pyridoxal phosphate binding; serine C-palmitoyltransferase activity.